Messenger RNA from Schistocerca gregaria, 2294 nucleotides. Its product is annotated as ribitol-5-phosphate transferase FKTN-like. The record is from RefSeq and is a predicted model, not a curated record. The transcript is spliced from 5 exons. NCBI's taxonomy places the organism in Eukaryota, Metazoa, Arthropoda, Insecta, Orthoptera, Acrididae. The coding region runs from base 351 to 1667 and encodes 438 amino acids.
CUGACAGCAUCGAGCAUCGGUGAUAGUGGGAUGGAGGGAGUAUGAAAAUGUUUUGAAAUGUAGAUGUGUUAUGUGCUGUAGUAUGUGUAUUGUAACAAAUGUGUAAUGCUGGGGAAACCAUGGAACGUGCUAAUAAUUAUAUGUGUUAUCUCGAGAAUAGAUUUGUACUUCUUGGAGAGUUUACGACAGCAGAACUAUAAUGUAUCUUCGAGGGCUAACCACACACGGUGUUCUCACUGUAAAUCAACAAAAACAGUGCUUUAGCUGGAGACAAGAGAAGAGAUAAAAUGAGAUCAUUCGUACAAUGCCGAGGCCAAUUCUGAUGCGGCAGUUAGUGAUCAUUUGCCACUAUGAAGAAGCGAUCUGCAAUUCAUUUAAUCUUAUUUGCUGCAUUAGUUUUGCUUGCAGCCCAGUUAAGCCUUCUUGCAAUACUAUUAUAUCCACACAGUAAAAGGAAGACAGACUACAGCAGAGACAUUCAGAUUAUUUCUAAUAUUACAGCACAGUUGCAAUUGCAGCUUAUCAUCAUUGAUAAAAUAAUUCUAGAUAAUAUCAGUGGCAGUAAGAAGUCUUCAGAUACUGGAUGCACAUGGUGUACCGAAGAUAGGAUUGUAUCUUUUGCAACACUGUUUAGAGAACUGAAGAACAUCGAAGUUUUGGUUAGAAGGGCUGAAGAUGAAGGUUUCAAGACAGUUGUAUUUCACAAUGUGCAUCCAGUAGAGAAACUGCCGACUGGCGAUUCUGACAUCCCAGUGUGCGUUUUCUUGAAGCACAAGGUGUUGAUCCAGUUAGUUUUAUUCCAUGACCGUGAAGCAAAUUUUUGGUGGCACGGGAGUAUUCACAGUGACCCAGAUGCUCUUCAUCAAUUGUUUAGUCUUGGAGUCAACGAAGGCUUUAGUUUUAUGAAUCAUGAAGGUGCUUAUGACAAAUUUGUGACGGAAAAACUUGACUUACAUGGUACUGCAUUCUACGUGCCAAAGAAUAUUCCAGACUUUCUACAUGAUUCAUUAAACUCUCGUUUUAUUGAAUGCAGACAUCAAAGUGCUCAUCAGUUUUAUCAGAAGUAUGGAAAAGAUAAAUCACACGAGGCCUUGAGAUUUUCACAUAGAGCAUGGAAGCUUUUAUCGCGAACUAAAACAAUACUUGAUUCAAUAGGAGUUAGAUUUUGGCUGAGCAGUGGUACAUGUCUUGGCUACCUUCGACAAUGUGAUAUAAUACCAUAUGGCAGGGAUGUGGAUAUUGGAAUAUUUAUCACAGAUUACAAUGAAAAGAUUGUAACAGAGUUUCUGUCCCACGGUUUUACUCUCAAGCAUUGGUUUGGAAAGAUUAAUGACAGUCUUGAAAUAUCAUUUAAAACUGGAGAUAUCAAAUUAGAUAUUUUCUUUUUCUACGAGGAAGAGUAUUGGGUUUGGAAUGGUGGGACACAAGCAAAAACUGGAAAGAAGUUCAAAUAUAUUUUUCCACGAUUUACUCUCUGCUGGACAGAAUUUCUGGAACUUAAAGUUCGUGUACCUUGUGAAACAGAAACGUAUAUUGAAGCUAACUAUGGUAAGAACUGGCGCAUUCCUGUAGUUCAUUGGGACUGGAAGAGCAGCCCUCCAAAUGUUAGGGAGAAUGGUGUGUGGCCAGUACAGGAGUGGCAGCAUGUGAUUCAGGUGUAUGAUUAAACAUCUCCGAGUGGGCCGAGUAGGCCGAGUGGGACUAAAUGCCUGAAAGGCAGUAUUGUUAUUUUCUGAAGGUGCUUAUUUGAGAAGUUAUAUCUAUUCAAUAAAAGCCUUUAUGCUUUUCUGGAAAAAGCAAAAAAGAACCAGAAGAAAUGUAAAUUUGUAACUGAGGUAUGUAACAAUGGAAAGUGAAGGUUGAAAUAUCAACAGUAUUAUGAAAAGGUCAGACUGCUACUCACUCUAAAUAUUACAUAUUGAGUUGGAGACAGGCACAGCUUCUUAUUGUCUGUAGUAGUCUAUCCUUUGCAUAAUAUUGUUAACCAAGGUAUUCAUAUUACUUACCCCAGAUGCAGCAUUUUUGCCAGACAGCAAAUUUAUCCCAUGUUUUUCACUAUAUAAUAAAAGUUCAAAAACCCUCACAUCAUAACUGGUAGUGGUAAUCCGCAUCAAGAAGUGAAUUCAGUCUGCUGGUGAUGGGCAGAUUGAUAGAUUCUAAUUCACAUAGCUAUUAGGUAAUACUUUUUCAUCACCUUGGCUUUUACUGAAUAGAUCUGCUGGACACCAGUUCUUUAAGAUUAUGUAUAUUUACACAGUAGAAUGAAAAUGAGUGCAUGGGCUUUUUCUGCUUGG